Molecule: messenger RNA, 1295 nt
Organism: Coprinopsis cinerea okayama7#130
Lineage: Eukaryota; Fungi; Basidiomycota; Agaricomycetes; Agaricales; Psathyrellaceae
Product: alpha-ketoglutarate-dependent sulfonate dioxygenase
Exons: 6
Coding region: 27-1295 (422 amino acids)
Cellular component (GO): cytoplasm
Molecular function (GO): 2-oxoglutarate-dependent dioxygenase activity
Source: RefSeq, a predicted model, not a curated record
GUGACCAAUUGCAAUCGCAAGGCCGUAUGGCGAAUUCGACUUUGGGAAUGACGCACAUGUGCGAAACGAUAUCGACGUUCUUCUACUGCCUACAGACUGUCACCUGCCUCGAGCUUCUUUCCCGGUCUUCCCUUCCACCACUCCCAUCCCCAACUUCAGCCAUGUCGACAACCACGACCGUCACUGAGAGCUCUGCACCUACAGCGGAGUUCGAGACCCUUCGCAUUCGAGCCCAAGGGCAACCUCAACCCCAGCAAGAGAGCCAGAGCUCUAACGAAGAACCAUACAAAUAUGCCCACCUCCUGCCCCACUUCUCCAAGGACAAGUACCCACCACUUGAGCCCUACGAGCACGUGGACCCUGGCCUCCGCGCCCUCUCUCACCCCAAUCCUCGUUCCUUCCUCGACAACGCUACCAGUGUCUUCGAAAUCACCCCAUACCUUGGCACUGAAGUUAGCGGUGUAAAUCUUGCCGAUCUCGACUCUGACGGUCGCGACCAGCUCGCCCUCGAGGUAGCUCGCAGGGGAUUGAUGGUCUUCCGUGACCAGCAAGACUUCAUCGACCGUGGUCCUGAAUUCUACCUCCAAUGGGGCCGCCACUUUGGACGCCUCCACGUACACCCCACCUCGGGUCACCCAGAGGGUUACCCUGAGUUCCACUUGGUCUACAGAGACCACAAGACCACCUUCAACUUCGAGAUUGACGAGAGCAUCAGCAGUACCAUCUGGCACUCUGACGUCUCCUACGAGCUCCAACCUCCCGGUCUCACUACCUUCUUCCUCCUCUCCGCUCCCCCCUCCGGAGGAGACACUCUCUUCACUUCCCAGGUCUCCGCACUCAGGAAGCUCUCUCCUCAAUUCGUCGCCUUCUUGAAGACCCUCAAGGCCGUCCACUCUGGCUUCGAACAGGCUGACUUCUCGCGGUCCGGAAAGCGAGGCGCUACCGUCCGCCGUGAACCUGUCGAACACAUUCACCCCGUCGUCAGGAAACAUCCUGUCACUGGCGAAGAGGCUCUAUACGUGAACAGGCAGUUCACUCGUCGCAUCGUCGGUCUCAAAAAAGAGGAAUCUGAGGCAACCCUCAAGCUCCUUUACGACCACAUUGACAAGAGUGCCGAUAACCAGGCUCGCGUCCGAUGGACACCCAACACCAUUGUCCUUUGGGAUAACCGAAUCACCGCUCACUCUGCAACGGUCGACUUCAAGGAACGGGGUCAACGUCGCCACGGUCUCCGCAUCACCCCUCAAGCGGAACGCCCCAUCCCCGCCUUGGAUGGAUGGGAUCUUUCUGCCUAA